AUGAGAGAGACGGCAGUUUGUUUGCAGUCACAGGACCGCUGCGGAUGCAAACAGGUACAGUGCGGUACAGCAACCUAUCUGUCUCGUCGUUUUGGUACCGCAGCUCAUAAUCGCCCGAGGUGGGCUCGCUGCGCAGUCUCCCGGAUGAGUUUAGGUGUUGCAGCGAACCUCGGCUGGGGUCUCGACUUUCAGAAGUUGUCGACGUGGUACAGAAAUGCUGGCAUAGGGUGGAGAUGUCUCCUGCACAUUAAAGGUGGCCUGAUUGGAAGCCCUAGUGUUUAG
Messenger RNA from Chondrus crispus (carragheen), 282 nucleotides. RefSeq lists its product as hypothetical. Lineage: Eukaryota; Rhodophyta; Florideophyceae; Gigartinales; Gigartinaceae. The coding region runs from base 1 to 282 and encodes 93 amino acids. The record is from RefSeq and is a predicted model, not a curated record. The transcript has a single exon.